GGAGCGUCGCACUGAGCGAACGUUCGCUUCACUAUUGUAACUUAACGCGGAAAUAAGCACCGAACCUGAUACUGAAGCAGAGAAAUAAAAUAUCAAUAUAUAUAAGUAGACGUGAAUAAUCUUGUAAAAUCGUUGAGCUUGCAACGAAGUUAUGAGAGCCGACGAUAAUGAAGAGAAUCUAUACCAUGAGCAGUUGCCGAAUGUGGGCACGCUUAUCGAAGAGAGUGGACGCAAGUUAUGCCGACCCUCGACAAUUGCCAGAAAAUUUCCAAUAAUCAGCUGGCUGCCUCGUUAUCGGUCGGCAUAUCUGGUGCAGGAUUUCAUAGCCGGCUUUACGGUCGGACUUACGACAAUACCUCAAGCCAUUGCCUAUGGCGUAGUGGCGGGCCUGGAGCCCCAAUACGGCCUCUACUCGGCCUUUAUGGGCUGCUUUACGUAUAUUGUGUUUGGUUCCUGCAAGGAUGUGACCAUUGCCACAACUGCUAUUAUGGCUCUGAUGGUCAAUCAGUAUGCCACGAUUAGUCCGGAUUAUGCGGUGCUCAUUUGCUUCUUGGCGGGCUCGAUUAUUCUUGUGUUGGGACUGCUAAAUAUGGGCGUGCUCGUGCGCUUCAUAUCGAUUCCGGUUAUAACUGGAUUUACGAUGGCCGCAGCCACAACCAUUGGCAGCGCUCAGAUCAACAAUCUCGUUGGCCUCAAGGGCCCUUCGAAUGAUUUGUUGCCCUCGUGGAAACAUUUCUUCACGCAUCUGCCCUCGAUCAGAGUCUGGGAUGCCCUAUUGGGCGUUGUGACUCUGAUCUUUCUGUUGCUCAUGAAGCAAUUGACCAAGAUCAAGUGGGGCAACAGGCUGGUCUGGAAGUAUCUCUCCCUGUCGCGCAAUGCAUUGGCUGUCAUCUUUGGCACAUUCCUGGCCUACAUACUCAGUCGAGAUGGCAAUCAGCCAUUCCGGGUGACAGGCAAUAUAACAGCGGGAGUUCCACCAUUCCGAUUGCCUCCGUUUAGCACAACUGUCGAUGGAGAGUACGUCUCCUUCGCAGACAUGAUAAGCACUGUGGGCGCAUCUUUGGCAUCCAUUCCAAUGAUAGCCAUACUCGAGAUUGUGGCUAUAUCCAAGGCGUUUUCCAAGGGCAAAAUCGUGGAUGCCUCGCAGGAGAUGAUUGCCCUGGGCAUGUGCAAUAUCAUGGGCAGCUUUGUGCUUUCCAUGCCGGUGACCGGCUCCUUUACCCGCACAGCCGUCAACAAUGCCAGCGGGGUGAGAACUCCCCUAGGAGGUGCUGUAACGGGUACCCUUGUGCUAUUGGCGCUCGCCUUUCUCACACAAACCUUUUACUAUAUACCCAAAACGACGCUGGCAGCGCUCAUUAUAGCAGCGAUGAUAUCCUUAGUGGAACUGGAGAGGAUUUCAGAUAUGUGGAGAUCUAAAAAACGCGAUCUCUUUCCCUUUGUGGUGACAAUCGUUACAUGUCUCUUUUGGAGCCUGGAGUAUGGCAUCGUCUGUGGCAUCAUAGCCAAUCUCGUCUAUAUACUCUAUAGCAGCGCUCGACCACAAGUGCUCAUAACGCUUGAGAAGAUCAAUGGCCACGAAGUUGCCCUGGUCGAUGUCAAGCAGAAACUGGACUAUGCCUCUGCCGAGUACCUGAAGGAGAAAGUUGUGGCUUAUCUUAACCAGCAGAAUUGUAAAGUUCAUUUGGCGGUGAUCAAGGGUCAGGAAAUUAAUUCAAUUGAUUACACAGUGGCUAUGAAUAUAAUAUCACUGUACGGCGAUCUUAAGGCACUUGAUUGUGAAAUGAUCUGCUGGAACUGGAAUAUUGGCUCUGCUGGCGUCGUAUGUCGUCUCAAGACUGAAAUGCGUUCCAUAUUUAAGUUUAACUACGAGCUGGAAGAGCUGAUCGCCUCCCACUUCGACACAUCGAAUACAGCGUCGACUGUCACCAUUGAACCUGCCCAGGGCCAAGUUAAUGCGGCUUAGAAGAGACCUUGGUCAUUC
This is a messenger RNA of Drosophila arizonae, 1984 nucleotides long. Its product is annotated as sodium-independent sulfate anion transporter. Gene Ontology annotation, biological process: transmembrane transport. Lineage: Eukaryota; Metazoa; Arthropoda; Insecta; Diptera; Drosophilidae. Gene Ontology annotation, cellular component: membrane. The record is from RefSeq and is a predicted model, not a curated record.